GCCCAGUCCACUCCACUAAUUUGGUUAUUCUUAGAUCUAAUGCCAUAAAAGCUCAUUAGAAUCCGUUUCAUAUCAAAAGGAUUUCAAGGCUAUGUGGAGCCCAGCUAUCAUCGUUGAAAGCGAAAACGAACGCAGGCAGACACAGCGCGACUUUUAAAACGUCGAACGCUUAACUCCAUCAUGUUUUUCUCACUUCAAUUCUUUUCAAGAAAUCUGGAAAUCUUCUAGACCAUUUAUCCAAGAUGGGAGAUCCCAGCAGUUUCCAGCUAUAUCGAUACGAUCCAUCGACUGCCGCUGCGGUCCUGUUUGUGAUCCUCUUCAUUGUGGCAUCCGGUCUUCAUACAUACCAAUUGAUCCGGACUCGAACAUGGUAUUUCAUUCCAUUUGUUAUUGGCGGAUACUUGGAAUGGAUUGGCUAUAUCGGGAGAGCAAUGUCUGGAACCCAAAGCCCCAACUAUGAACUAGGACCAUAUAUCCAGCAGACGAUGCUUCUUCUCAUUGCCCCAACGUUGUUCGCGGCCAGUAUCUACAUGGAACUCGGACGAUUGAUCUUGCUCACGGACGGUGAGAUUCACUCGAUCAUCCGACGCAAGUGGUUGACCAAGAUAUUUGUCUUGGGCGAUGUCAUUUCUUUCAUGAUGCAAGGCGCUGGCGGCGGCAUCAUGUCAUCCGGCAGCGCGAGCUCAAUGUCAACAGGCGAAAACAUCAUCAUCGGUGGUCUCGUCGUGCAACUCCUCUUCUUCUCUCUCUUCCUCAUCACAGCGCUGAUAUUCCACCUGCGCAUGCGAGAAAAACCCACCUCUUCGGCUUCCCGACCCGAUAUCCCCUGGGAGAAACAUCUAUUCGCGCUAUACGGUGGCAGUAUCCUGAUUCUGGUCCGUUCGGUGUUCCGGUUGAUUGAGUAUGCGCAGGGGAAUGAUGGAUAUAUCGUGUCACAUGAGGUAUUUUUGUAUUUGUUUGAUGCGGUGCUGAUGCUUGCGACGAUGAUGGUUUUUGCGUGGAUCCAUCCGAGUGAAGUCAAUGCUUUGCUGAAGCCAGGGAAGGGAUCCAAGGCCAUUAGGAGAGUGUAUUCGGUGUAUUCGAUGGUCUGAUGAAUCUUUAUUCAUUUAUUUCUGAUCAUCUAGAUUUUAACGUUAUACAUAAGACUUGUUUAUAGACUUCUAGCUUCGCCUACAUAUUUGACUGAUUUCUUUUGUGCAUUUCAGUAAAACCAUUAUGAUUAUCACAUGCUCCUCUUUCCUGACUUGUGGCAGUUAGAGUUCAGUAUCAUAUACCUUCUCUCCAACAAUCUGCUCAUUGUUUCCAGUUGAGUACUCGCAUCGUAUCACUUUGCUGUUACACUGAAUCUUCGAUAAGAUAAGAUAAGACGUUGUCGAUGCUGGGCCUCGGUAGUUUGGCGACACGAUACUGCUCAUUUUGAUUCAUGGAAUCAGGAAAUGAUUGAAGUAUUCUCUGAUGAGGUAUUCGAAUCAGUAUUAUGUCUACGGUUUGAGUUUUUAUGAUAUGGCAC
Molecule: messenger RNA, 1510 nt
Organism: Aspergillus wentii DTO 134E9
Lineage: Eukaryota; Fungi; Ascomycota; Eurotiomycetes; Eurotiales; Aspergillaceae
Product: RTA1 domain-containing protein
Exons: 4
Coding region: 243-1091 (282 amino acids)
Cellular component (GO): membrane
Source: RefSeq, a predicted model, not a curated record